Molecule: messenger RNA, 750 nt
Organism: Paramuricea clavata
Lineage: Eukaryota; Metazoa; Cnidaria; Anthozoa; Malacalcyonacea; Plexauridae
Source: the annotation of a GenBank genome assembly
AUGGAAGGCCACUUCACUGUGCAAAGAAGCGAGAAUGCAUUCGCUCAAAUAGCUUGUGAUCAGACAAUUGAACAGACCGCCAAUCGCGAUUCCAAGACAAAAGGAGGGAUGACAGGUUUUACAACAAGCAAAGGAAGUGUGAACAGAUGGAUAUGGUCACACCAUGCAAGGGGAUCAAUAACAAGGGAGUGUGAGGACAUGGCUGGCAAGAGAGAAAGAGGUUCCAUCAGAACAGAUAUCCUUCCAAGCCAGAUGAAGCGGGACAAGGCAGAUGUUGACAAAAUUGUGGAAACAACAAACAGUAUGAUCAAUCCCUUCGAGUACGAGGAAGAAGAAUUGCUGCACAUCACAUCUGGUACAGUAGCUACUGAAGAAGUGGAAAAAUAUUUACAGGCUGCCUAUGAUAGAGGAGAAGCUGCAUCCAUUGCUAUUUGCAAAGAACGUCUUCAAACACGGGAAGUGGACUUGCUCACAAGCAUGAAGAAACUGAAGCUGAAGACGUUUACCAGUAUGUCCAAAACUACAAAGAGUAAAGUCCAUGGAAAGGAGGUCUCGCUAAAGGCAGACAGAAAUCUUCUAGCAAGACUAGUCGUUAUUGGACGCAUCCGCAAGGUGGACCUGCAAGAACUGUUAUCAUACUCCUUGGGACCAGUACCUUUAGCAUUGUGUACACCACUUGGAUGUCUUGUUAAAACCAAAAAGGCUAAGAUGCUACAUAGUCUGGAAAGUCAACCGGAAAAGCGAUCGUAG